Rotaria sp. Silwood1 is the source of this 1506-nucleotide messenger RNA. The record is from the annotation of a GenBank genome assembly. NCBI's taxonomy places the organism in Eukaryota, Metazoa, Rotifera, Eurotatoria, Philodinida, Philodinidae.
AUGGAAGAUUCAUUUAUUCAAUUGGAUGAUUUACCUGAUGAAAUUCUUACAAUUAUUUUGAAAAAAUUGCCAAAUUAUCAGGUACUCUAUUCUUUAAUAGAUGUUAAUGAACGACUUGAUACUAUUGCUCAAGAUUCAAUUUUUACAAGUUAUUUAACAUUGGUACCAUGUCGUAAUGAUUUAAAACAAUUUACUAAUAGAAUGCUUCAUCGAUUUUGUGAUAAAAUUUUACCUAUAAUUGGUUAUAAAAUUCAAUGGCUCAAUGUUGACUCAUCAUUUAUGGAUCGUAUUUUUCUUUCAACAAUUUAUCCUAAUUUAACUGGACUGGGUUUAUACAAUGUUGCAUUAGAAACAGCAAGAGAUCUCUUUACUAAUACAAGUUAUUUUAUUCAUAUUUUCGAAAAUCAACUAUCAUCACUUGUUAUUUAUAUUAAUGAACGUGAAGAACCAAGAAGUUCAAUCAAAGAUAUAAAUAUAUUUCUAUUUACACAAAUCUUUGCUAUGUUUAAUAAUUUACAAUGUUUAAAUUUGAAUCCAUUUGAUUUGCGUGUUGUCGUCGAUUCUUACGAAGAUUGUCUCUAUUUACUUGAUGGUCGUUUUAAUAAACUUAAUAAGUUCAAUGUUACCAUUUGUUCAUCUAAUGUUCCAUCAUUGCCAUUGAUUAAUAAUAAAAAAAAACUUUCCAAUUUAAAAUGCUUUCUGUUAAGACAUAAAUCGGUGUUAUUGGUCUACAAUACUUUUCUUAUUCCACUUUUACAUCGAAUGUCAAAUUUAGAAGAACUCAGUUUAUAUUUUGUCAAUCAUAAUACACCAAUUAUUGAUGGUAAUGAUUUGGAAAUGAAUAUUAUGAAUUAUAUGAGAAAAUUAAAGAAAUUUAAAUUUAAUAUUCGUUCAGUCAUUUCUCUCAAUAAUCAAGUUUAUUUACCAUCACAUGAAUAUAUUCAAAAUACAUUUAAAAAUUUAAAAAACAAUCAAAUUAUUUCAUGUAUUGAUUAUUUUCCAAAAGCAAAUGAAUUUCAUUGUCAUAUUUAUUCAUAUCCAUAUACAUGGAAUUAUUAUGAUAAUAUAACGAACAAUUUUCAUGGUGGAUUAUUUAAACGUGUUUAUGAAAUAUCAUUAUUUGAUGAACGUUCUUUUGAACGUGAAUUUUUUCUUAAAAUUGCUAAAUCAUUUCCAUGUAUCGAGGAAUUACGUUUACAUAAUCGAGAACCACAAAAGAAUGACAAUCAACAAUGGUCAAUCAUUGAAUAUCCUCAUCUUAUUAGACUUGAUCUUGUUCAAACUCAUGAAAAUUAUGUCGAACAAUUUCUGAAUAAUACUAAAGUGUGUUUAUUAAAUGAUAUUGAUCUUCGUGUGGAUUAUAAUACUUUACAAAGAGUAGCAGGCAAUUUUACAAGUGAUGCUACACGAAUCAAUUGUUCUAAAAUCAAAUGUCUAUUUUUAUACAAUGAACCAGAAUUAUCUCUAGAUUUAAAAGAUUAUUUUCCUCUUGCAAAAAUCUGCUGA